Messenger RNA from Cucumis melo (muskmelon), 1422 nucleotides. RefSeq lists its product as uncharacterized. The record is from RefSeq and is a predicted model, not a curated record. NCBI's taxonomy places the organism in Eukaryota, Viridiplantae, Streptophyta, Magnoliopsida, Cucurbitales, Cucurbitaceae. The transcript has 6 exons. Gene Ontology annotation, cellular component: nucleus. Bases 1 to 1422 code for a protein of 473 amino acids. Gene Ontology annotation, molecular function: DNA binding; DNA-binding transcription factor activity. Gene Ontology annotation, biological process: regulation of DNA-templated transcription.
AUGACGACUCCUAAAUCCAACCGUGGAAAAGAAAAAAUGGAAGACACUGGAUUUAGUGGUGUGAAUGGUUCUUGUGAUUAUCUUGUUCAAUCUCCUGAUCAUCAACCUUUGCAAUUAGUUCCAUACCAUGUUGGCUGCUCUUCACACUCUGUUGGCUGCUCUUCGUCCGGAAUCAACCUCGAUCGUCGUCGGGUUGGAAGAAAAAGUUCUUCAAAGCCUAAAGCUUCAAAGAAGAAAAAUGGUUACCAUCAACCUCAAGGAGAGAAGAAACAACGACUCAUUUGGACUCCAGAACUUCAUCAGUGUUUUGUUGACAUUUUUAAUCGUACACCUUCCACAAAACUUUUUCCUAGGACAAUCUUGGAGCAGAUGUCAGGAAAAUACCCCUUUGUCACUAGGGAAAAUAUUGCUAGUCACCUCCAGAAGCACAAAAAGAAUCUCAACAAGAAGGACGAGGAGGAGAAUUCAGCAAAGGCCUCUUCCAAAUCAGUGCCUCUCAAGAUUCCCAAAGAAUCUAAUUCCCAAUCAAUUAACCCUAAAACUUCCAAUUCCAACUCCACAUUUCCUAAUUCUCAGCUUAUUCUCCAAAGCUAUCCCAAUUCCACAAACCCUAUUUCUUCCCAAGUUCUUCUCCAUAGCCAUCCCAAUUCCGCAAUCCCUAGCUUUGAUGAUAAGACGUGGGUCCAGAAUUCACAAGGUUGUGGGUUCUCGCGGGAGCAGUUUGAGCAAUUUGCGCUUGAGCAGAUUGCGCUUGAGCAGUUAUACGGUUGCUUAAAAAGAUCAAUAAACCAUCAGGUGGAUUACCAGCAGCAGCAACAUUCAUUCAACAAUAAUGUUUGUGAAAGCCAAGAAAACCCUAAUUGGGCACUACAAAUAGGGCAAUCAUCAACUGCACCUAUUAGUGAUCUUGCUGUUAGUACCAACCUAUGCCCUCCUCCAAUUUCAGCCAAUCAAAUCUCUGGGAACGACGGUAAUGGUAUUGGGUUUCAUCCGAUCAUGGAUUUUAACUCUUUUGGAGGUUGGAAUAAUACUAAUAAUGAUCCCUUUCUUGAUACUGAUCUCCCAAACUUUGCUUUUGGAAACUGUUAUGACAAUCCUGAGCCUUUGGAUUUUCGCUAUCCUCUCAACCUUAAUACCAUCAAUGGUUUUCAGACGGACUCUGAACAAAUGUACUACCCAUCCAUUAAUCCUAUGGAGAAUGAUUUCACAUUCCAACAAUGUUUUGAUGGCUACAAUCAUCCUAAUGUAGUGCCACAAACUUUUGGAUUGGGGUAUAAUGAGGUGCAUGCUAAGAAUAAUGUUGAGUUGAGAAAUUUGGAUGCACUUGCUGAUAAUGAUCUCCAGAUAUUCAACGGGCUGAACAACGAUCAAAUUUCACAAGGAAAUGAAUGUUUUCCCGGCCCUAAAGGGUCAGUUACAUAA